Molecule: messenger RNA, 1843 nt
Organism: Tarenaya hassleriana
Lineage: Eukaryota; Viridiplantae; Streptophyta; Magnoliopsida; Brassicales; Cleomaceae
Product: transcription factor DIVARICATA-like
Exons: 2
Coding region: 748-1641 (297 amino acids)
Molecular function (GO): DNA binding
Source: RefSeq, a predicted model, not a curated record
GGCGCUUAUGGUUAACACUGUUUUUGUUUGAACUUUGGCAAUGGAGAUUUGAUCUCUCUCUCUCUCUCUCUCUCUCUCUCUCUCUCUCUCUCUCUCGCUUCUGGUUUUUUCCUCUCCCUGUCUCUCACUUGUCGCAAUCCCUAGAAACCCUCCUCUAAAAACCCCUAAUUUCCUACAAAGUCGCAAUUGUCUGCCAAUCUCCAUCCUCCCAACUUCAACCGCCAUUGUUGCUUCUCCUCGCUACUUGUCCUCGUUGUUCAGUUCGAUAAGAUAAGAUAAUUAUCCCCUCGUUCUCAGGCCGAUGCUCUUGUCUUUUUGUUAUCUCUUAGUUCGUCAGUACAGCCCGGAAAUACCUCUGAAGCUUUGAAGUUGAAGCUUGCGAAAGGCGGUGAAAAUCCCGAUUUAAUCUCUUCGUGCAGUGAAUUCGCUGUUAUUUUCUUUCCGUUUCUCUCUUUUUUUCCUGAUUCCACCCGCAAGGUGUGGUAUGAUUUGGAUUUAGUUCAAAUCUUAGACUCUACUGAUAUUUACUGAGGUUUAGCAAUUCUUGGGAAAUCUUGGUUCUUGUUGAUUUUGGCUUUGGUUACUCGGGUUGUAUCAAGCUUAUCAUUUUGCCAUACCUGCUGUUUGAAUAGUUUGAGCUUGUGGAACUAUAAAGAUUCGAUUUUUGUGGAAGCCCUGGUUUACAUUCCGAGUUUUGGAGGGGCAUAAGGUUGUUAUCUGUGGAAUUUUGGUGGGUUUGCUUGGAAAAUGACUGUGGAUGAAGUCAGUGGUAGUUCUACAUGGAGUAGGGAGGAUGAUAUUGCUUUUGAGAAUGCUCUUGUGACUCAUCUCGAUGAAACUGAAGAUCGGUGGGAGAAAAUCGCGGCGGAUGUUCCUGGGAAAACUCCAGAUCAGAUCAAAGAGCAUUAUGAGCUUCUAGUUGAAGAUAUUAAUAAGAUCGAAUCUGGAUGUGUGCCUCUUCCUACUUACAGUUCUCCGGAGGGUUCAAAUGGCCAUGCGGGUGAAGAAGGAGGAACUGGUAAGAAGGGUGGCGGCAGUCAUGGGGGUGACUCCAACCACGGCGGUAAAUCAAAGCCAGAGCAAGAACGGCGGAAAGGGAUCGCCUGGACAGAGGAUGAACACAGGCUAUUUCUUCUGGGUUUGGAUAAGUACGGAAAAGGUGACUGGCGCAGCAUUUCUCGUAACUUUGUGGUGACAAGAACUCCCACCCAAGUUGCGAGCCACGCCCAAAAGUACUUCAUCCGUCUCAACUCCAUGAACAAGGACAGAAGGCGAUCAAGCAUUCACGACAUAACCAGUGUCGGGAACGGGGACAUCUCAUCACCACAGGGACCAAUCACAGGUCAGAACAACAAUGGCGGGGCAGCUGGUCCAGUGGGCGGUUCCACAAAGUCAGCCAAGCAAGCUGCCUCUCAACCAACUCCAGGCCCACCUGCCAUGUAUGGUGCACCCACCAUAGGCCAACCAGUAGGUGGACCGCUUGUUUCAGCCUUGGGCACGCCUGUGAACCUCCCGGCUCCAGCCCACAUGGCUUACGGUGUCCGCGCUCCUCCAGUCCCUGGCUCAGUGGUUCCUGGUGCACCCAUGAACAUGGCUCCAAUGCCAUACCCGAUGCCACAUGCACCCACAACUCAUAGGUAACAAAGCCAGUGUAAUGCCUUAUCGUUAGGUGUAAGAUUUGUAAAGGAUAGUGAAACAUUCUGUUCUGUGUUGGGGUUCAAGAGUGAGUUUAGCUUUUUUGUUGAAUUCUGGGGGUUUGAAUAAGAACAUGAUUAUUAGUUUCAGACAUCAAAGAUUUGUGUUUUUAUGGGGAAAAAAAAUAAAGACAAACCUUUCCUCUUCA